AUGGCGGCGUUGGUGGGAGAGUUUGUGUCCCGGCAAAUGGAGUUGCUAAAGGAGGAAAGAGAGGCCGAAAUUUCGGAAGCAAGAGCAUGGCAAGAAGGAAUCUCCCUGAAAGAGCUGCAACGUAGAGGAGUUUGCUUACUGAAACUCGAACUACAUUGUCAAAAAACUGGGCUAUAUGGCCAUCUGCUUGUAACUUUACAGUCUCAAAAACAUGGCUCAGACACAGAGCUACCUUCCAAUAGUUUUGGGCCUGGUGACAUAGUGGGACUUUAUGAAGCAGCUGGACAAAAUAAUCAGAUCUGCACAGGAAUUGUCACCCGGACGGCCUCCAAUUCAAUUACAAUCGCAGUUGAUGAGCCUCAGAGUAACCUUGUAAAUGUAGAUCAGGAGAAUUUGUACUAUCUGUUGAAACUUGCCAAUGAUGUUACAUAUAAUAGACUCAAAAGGGCUUUAAAUACACUUAAUCACUAUGGAUCUGGUCCAGCAUCUGAUCUUAUUGAUGUGCUGUUUUGUUCUUCUGAACCUAGUGGUGCCAGUGAUACAAGGCUUUUGAAAUUCUACAAUGAAUCCCUGGAUGCCUCCCAGAAGGAAGCUGUUUGCUUUUCAUUGGCACAGAAGGAACUUGCUAUCAUCCAUGGACCACCUGGAACUGGCAAGACAACAACUGUGGUGGAGAUAAUACUCCAAGCUGUGGAGCAAGGCUUGAAAGUUCUCUGUUGUGCUGCCUCUAAUAUUGCAGUUGAUAACUUGGUGGAAAGGAUCUCUGUUCAUAAGGUGCGGAUCCUGCGUCUUGGUCGCCCAGCUCGUCUUCUAGAGUCCAUACAGCACCAUUCGCUGGAUGCUGUCCUGUUGCGUGGAGAUAAUGCCCAGAUUGUAGCAGAUAUCCGGAAGGACAUUGAUCAAGCAUUUAUAAAAACCAGGAAGACCCAAGACAAAGGAGAGAGAAAACAUUUUUUAAAUGAAAUUAAGAUACUGAGAAAGGAACUGAAGGAACGAGAAGAAAUGGCUAUGUCUGAAACCUUGCAAAAAGCUCAUGUUAUUCUUGCAACGAACACAGGUGCUUCUUCUGAUGGUCCGUUGAAGCUUCUUCCUGAGAACCACUUUGAUCUUGUGGUGAUUGAUGAAUGUUCUCAAGCUCUUGAAGCAAGCUGUUGGAUCCCACUGCUGAAAGUUAGGAAGUGUAUCCUGGCUGGUGAUCACAAACAGCUGCCUCCCACGAUCAUCUCUCACAAGGCUGCCGCACAAGGCCUUUCUCUUAGCUUAAUGGAACGGCUGAUUCAGAAAUACGGGGACCGUGUUGUGAAGAUGCUCACUGUGCAGUACCGAAUGCACCAAGCCAUAAUGCAAUGGGCUUCCACUGAGAUGUAUGAUGGUCGCCUCUCAGCUCACUGUUCUGUCGCACAACAUUUACUGAAAGACUUGCCAGGAGUGGCCCCCACAGAAGAGACCAGUAUCCCAUUGCUGCUUAUAGAUACGGCUGAUUGUGGCUUAUUUGAACUUGAAGUGGAAGAAGAACAGUCUAGAGGAAACCCAGGCGAGAUACAGCUUAGCGGUUUGCAUAUAGAUGCUUUGAUAGAAGCUGGUGUGAAAGCCAAAGAUAUAGCUGUCAUUGCUCCUUACAAUCUUCAGGUGGACAUGCUAAGAAAACAUCUGUGUCAUAAAUAUCCAGAGCUGGAGAUUAAAUCAGUGGAUGGCUUCCAAGGAAGAGAAAAGGAGGCAGUUGUCCUUUCUUUUGUAAGAUCCAAUAGAAAAGGUGAAGUGGGAUUCCUCGCUGAAGACAGGAGAAUAAAUGUUGCAAUUACCCGUGCCCGGCGUCAUGUGGCUGUAAUCUGUGACUCUCGCACCGUUAGCAACCAUAGUUUUCUUAAACGGCUGGUAGAGUAUAUGAGCACCCACGGUGAAGUGCGCACAGCCUUUGAAUACCUGGAUGACAUUGUACCUGGAAACUACGCUUCCAAGAGUUCUAUGGGUCUCCGUGACCAGGAAAAGAGACUUAAAUGCAGCACUUCCCCAGUCCCAAAGGCUCUUGGAGAGAAACCAAAAGGAAGACCUGUCCAAAAACCUAGAGAGAGGCUAACAGAACGUUCCUUGGAAAGCACGGACAAAGUCACACCAUCAGAAACCAAAGAGGAUGAAAGCUCAUUUAAACAUAAAGCAAGAAUAUUGGAGUUUCUGGAUAGCGGUGAGGUCCAACUGGAUUUCCCUUCCUCUUUAAAUGCUCACGAUAGAAUGCUUAUUCAUCAGCUGGCUGAAGAAUUCGGGCUGCAGCACAUGAGCACAGGAGAAGGCAGCGCACGAUACAUAAGCAUUUGUAAGAAAGAUUCUCCCGCAGAAUUAUCUUUAGGAGAUACUGUGGUUUGUCAGCAUGAAUUAAUUCAGAGCUGCCCAAAAGAAAUUGAUGCAGGCAAUGAGGAAAGGGAAAGCGAAAUUGAUGCAGGCAAUGAGGAAAGGGAAAGCGGUGCUGGCCCAGGGGCCACAGAUCUGAAAACGUUGCAUGUGGAACGGAUGCAAAGGGAGAGAGCCAAGAAAGAAGAGAGAGUGAAACAAAACCGAGAAUCCAAUGUAAAUCUUCAGGAAAUAAUUGGGAAGAAAGAAAAAAAUGGAGGAAAAGCAUCUAGUAAACCCAAAAAGGAAAUUGCAGCCGAGGAAGAUUUUGAUGCUAUGAUCUCUGCCGCAAUUAAAGCUGACAACACAUGUGGUUUCUCCAAAUGCAAAGCCAGCGUAACAACUCUGGGACAACUCUGCCAGCAUUGCAACAGACGCUACUGUCUCAGCCACCAUAUCCCAGAGGUUCACGGAUGUGGGGAGAAAGCCAAAGCAAAUGCCCGGCAGAGAAUCAGCAAGGAAGGGAUUCUCUAUCCUGGGAGUGGGGUGAAGGACAAGUCCUUGGAUCCCACCAAGAGGGCUCACCUCCAAAGACGCUUGGACCAGAAACUCAACGAACUGUCCAACCAACGAAAGUGUAGAAGGAAAGAUCGGGAGAAAUAAGAGGAUUUGUCGCUUUGGAAAAGAAUUAAACCUAACAAGCUGUCCUUUAAAGCUUGUUCACAUUUGCAGGAAAAAAAGCUAAUAAAAAUUUUGACCAUUUGGGCUCAUUUUUUU
Molecule: messenger RNA, 3102 nt
Organism: Protobothrops mucrosquamatus (brown spotted pit viper)
Lineage: Eukaryota; Metazoa; Chordata; Lepidosauria; Squamata; Viperidae
Product: DNA-binding protein SMUBP-2
Exons: 16
Coding region: 1-2988 (995 amino acids)
Molecular function (GO): 5'-3' DNA helicase activity; ATP hydrolysis activity; zinc ion binding
Source: RefSeq, a predicted model, not a curated record